CUGUCUAGGGAUAUAUUUUAUGGAGGACUCUCCAAAAAUAUCUUCAUGCGUCACCAUUUUUGAUCGAAAUCUUAAUCUUACAUUUUUAUGUGUUUCUUGUUUGUAUAUUCCUCUAAUGUUACAUGAAUUAUUUCACCCUUCAAGGUAUUGAUCUAUUAAUGGUGUUGGAUCGGCCGAGGUUGUGAAGGAAUUGUUUAUUUUUGAAAAAUGGGCAGGAAAAAGAAGAAGUUAUCUAAACCAUGGUGUUGGUAUUGUAACAGGGAAUUCGAAGAUGAGAAGAUCUUAAUUCAACAUCAAAAGGCUAAACAUUUCAAAUGUCACAUUUGUCAUAAAAAAUUGUACACAGGUCCUGGGUUGUCCAUACAUUGCAUGCAAGUGCAUAAGGAAACGAUAGAUAAGGUUCCUAACUCCUUGCCUAAUCGGUCCAAUGUUGACAUUGAAAUAUAUGGAAUGGAGGGAAUACCUGCGGCUGAUUUAAGAGAACAUGAACGACAAAAACAAGGAAGUAGAAACGAUUCUGGUUCUGAAGAUGAUGAGCCUGCGUUAAAACGGUCAAAACCUGAAGGACUACUGGGAAGUUCACCUGGACUUGUGCAAGGAAUGCCUGGAAUGAUUACAGGAAUGAUGGGACCUCCUGGAAUGCAAAUGGGACCAAUGAUGUCUAUGGGACCAGUAGGAUCACAUUUUUUGCAUCACCCUGGGAUGCCAAUGAUGGCAGGUCAUAUGCAAGCAAUGCUUCAUGGACAAGGAGGUCCUCACAAACCACUUUUUCCCAGUGCCAUUCCUAGUACAUCCCCUGGGGGACGUGGUACCCCCGUAGUCGGUGCUGAUUUCAAACCAAUAACAUCAGCUGCUACCAUAAGUGCUCCUCCGACUAGUAAUGCAGCAGGUAGUAGUAGUAAUAUCAACAGUGAUGGCAACAAAGUAGGUACAAUCAACACUUCCAGUGCCACCAGUAAAAUCGUACACCCCUCGGAAGAUAUCUCCCUAGAAGAAAUGAAAGCAAGAAAUGUUAAAUAUUCUAGGAACAUUCCUUCAAAAUCAGAUGAUGGAUCAUCAAAUUCAAGUACUGCUGCUUCAGAAUUGGCAAUCGCAGUUUCUGCAGCUCAGCAAGCAGUAGCUCAUCAACAAAAGCAGGUGGAGGCAAUGAACCAUCAUGCUGCCAUGAUGCAGAGAUUUCCAGUUAGAGUAACAGGCCCACCAAUUGGAAUGACAAUGGGCGGACCUAUAAUGGCUCCAAUGCGGCAUCAGAUGAUACCGGGCCACCCCACACUCAUCGGAGGACCUCUAAUGAGGCCUCCUAUGUCGAUGCCUCCAGGUAUGAUCGGAAUGCCACCAAGUAUGAUGUAUAGUGCUCCUAUGUUUCCAGCAGGACCAGUUAUCAUGCAGCAUCGUUUUAGAUGAUCUCCAAUUUACUUUUUGUAUCAUCCACAGGUCUAAGAAUGAUUUCACUUUUUAAAACUGAGUAAAACACAUUUUAUCCGAUUUUUCCCAGGAAGGGUGUAGACUAAAGAGUAGCUUUUAUCAAGUCAAAUAAAAUUUAUCCGUGUUAUCAAUCAAUAUGUUCACUGAUUCAUUAAUAAUUGUAUUUAAUUUUUUUUAACAGGUUUCAAAAAGUACUAAUUGUAUUACCUGAUGAAAUGGUAUGUAAAUUUUUUUCAUUUUAAAGUAAUCAUUGACGUGUACCUUCUGAAUGAAGACAAGGUUUGUUUCAUUAUUAUUCUAGCACGAAAAAUGUUGGUUUCCAUGCCACUAUUUGCAGGGAAGUUAUGAUCUUCUGGGAUAAAAAAAUGUUGAGAGAGAAUUCAUAAAUCUUCUGUCGUGUGAACCUGCAAUUUUGAGGCAGGAAAAUUUGAAAAAUCAAAUUUAUUUCAAACGGUUCAUUCGUGAUACGCCUUGUGAAAAAAUCGAAAUGAGAAAUUUAAUUUUGAACUGCAUUUUAAAUGUGUGAGAGAGAAGUAUAAGUCAUUUGUUCAACAAAAGAUUAGUGCCAUUAUAAAUCGUUUCAGAACUAGAUAUGAUAAUUGCUUGGAUGUAAAUAUUGUUUCUUUUUAUUUUCCUGUAUUUUUGAACAUUGCAUUUGCAUACAAUUAACUUUCCUAUUUAAUGAAAGGUAGAACUAAAAACUCUGACGUAGAAUAAAUCCAAAACAAGAACUGCUCCCAAACAUUAGUACUCCAACACUCUUCUCGACGUGAGUUUUACCAACCAAUUUGGCGGUAUCAGGAGAUGAAGUAGGCUUAAUCCUAACUCUGGCCUCUAAACCAGACUUUUAGAGACACGUCAAUGAUUUCAGGGAGGGAAAUUUCCUCGUAAAAGUUCCUUAUUAAUAGAGUGAGUCGUAUAAAUGAAUUGCUCAGAGAGAUUUCAUAAAUGUAAAUGAAUCACUUCGUUAAAAAAUUGCGGAAACUUUCAUUAGGAAAUUUUUUUCCGUUCUCGACCCGAAAUCAUUGAUGUGAAUCUAUGUAUAUGUGAAAAUGAAAGUGUACCCUGUGAGAUAUAAAUGAAGGCCAGGUUCAGAGGUUUUUCCAAUUUCUUGGGAGCUUUUCUUUCUUUUCAGUCUCCGGAAAAAGCUGCAGCGUCAAAGGCUUAUUGCGUUUGAGUCUAGAAUUAGUCUACUUCAUCUCUCUUGAAGACGCUGAGUUGGUUGAUAAAACGGGCGUUGAGAAGAGUUUGGCAGUUCUUCUAUUUGGGAGUAGUUCUUGUUUUGGAUUUUUCUCCAUGUUUGAUAUUUUAUGAUAACCUUUUUUUGUUUUCAAUUUUAUUUUGCACUUUUGAGACUGGGGCUGUUUUUGCGUGCAAUUCAUACAUCUACUGUAAUUAUAAGAUUAAACUUUUUCAUUUUUCUCAUAUUUUUUAUGAAUCUUGACAUUUGUUUAUGCCCAGUACUGCAAUCAUUGUCCGUGUUGCUUUUUUUGUGUCACUUCAUUUGAUAUGAAGGUAAGGUCAUCGUUUUCCAUAUUAUUGUAUAUUUUCUCCUCUAGAAUAACAAUUUAAAUCGUUAGAAGUCGUGGAUUGAUUUUGUGUAAUCACCAAAAUGCAUUGGGAAAACGAAAAGGUAGGUCAAUAAAUUUUCCAAGUAGAGCUUUAUUUGGUCUGCCCAAUGAGACAAUUAAAAAGGUACAGUGAUUAUUUGUAAUAAGCUGAAGGGAAUGGGUUAUACAUUUCAUCUAUCCACCUGAAUAGAAUAUAUAUUUAUGCAAUAUGGAAAGUUUCUGGAACAUAAAAGAUCUUAAAUAAACGUGAACUUUGAAAUAACCAAGAUUUUUUUCUCAAUGUCAGCAGUUCAGUUGAAGUGUUUUCAAUCAAAAGCUUGCAUUGCUGAGGAACACUAUUUUGACGAAUGAAACAUACUAAGUUUCACGAUAUACCAAUAUUACUGCCUUAACACUCUUCUAAGAAAUAUUCUUACUCAUGCUCGAGAUCUGGGCAUAUAAUUUCCAACUAAAGUUUCAAGUUUUCACGGCUGGAAGUAAAAUGGGAACCGGUUAUCCGGGUUGGGUAGCAAUGGCCCAAAGGCUCCUAAAAUUUCGCCCAUAAUUACGAUAGCAUCUUCAGCAUUGGUUGUAUUGCAACCUCUUAGUUGGCAAACUUGAUGAAAAUCCAUAACAUAUUCAAAAAACACUUUAUUGUGAGCUUUUUUCUAAACAGUUUAACAAAAACACAACACGUGUUUCGCUAAAUAAUAGCUUCUUCAGGUGUGUUAGUUCUAUAGAAAAAUUAUACUAUAUUUGGAAAAAACAUCAUGUUUAGUACGUAAUAUUUUCCAGCACAAUUUUUCAUUGGUAACUUUCCAUAAUGUGUACAUUAUAUAAGCCCACUAAAUGUUGAACUUUGUAUUUGCUUAAAAAAAAAAAAAAUUGUAUGGGAAAUUUCAAAAAUGACAAGUGCAAAGUUGUUUGCUUUGAAUGAUGGGAUAAUGACAGCUAAGAAAAGUAUGUUUUAUCAUCUACUGUCAGAGUUUUGCAUUCAGUGGACUUGUUAUUCUUCUAUUGCUUCAAUAACUGCAAAAAUUUGAACAAGGUCAAAAGAAAUUUCGUGAAACGAGAACCGUGAACAAAUUCUGUGAAAUUAUAUUGCAGUUAUUUUGUGCAUAAUAUGCUAACUUAUGAUUAUAUAGAGACUCGUAGGGAGACAGGUGAUUAACAGUCACAGCUUUGAAGCUGUUGGAUUGAUGAACCCCCUGUAUAAUUUUAUGUUGCAAGAUAUUCUCAUUUCUUUACGAUAUAUUUUGAGGACUUCUUUAUAUGAAAUUGUGUCUAGUGAAUAUCUUAGUCUUAUUGAAAUGUUAUAGAAACAGUGCCCAAUAAUUGAUCUUGUAAUAUAAAAUUAAUACAGGUGAUUAAAGGUCGCAGCCUUUUAGACUUUACACUAUUUAUAAUCGUGCUGUUGGGUCCAUCAAUUCCCUGUCAAAAUAAUGUGGCUUCUGGCAGGCGAUUGCUAUUAGUUCGAACUAAUUGCAAUCACAGGUUCGUACCUGUUGGACCAGAUUAGAUAUAACAAGGAAUUCAAACUGAUCAUAAAGUUUUUAUUAGAUACAUAGUUUCUUGAUGAAUGCUUCCUUGCAAUGUUCUACAUUUCAUUACCAUUGACGGAAAUUGAAGUUAUCUAUCGAUCUGGACCCCUGUUAUACAUACUGCACUAAUGUAUUCAUUUAAAGUAGUUUGAAGUUUCAAAAUAUUCUAUAUAAUAUCUGUAAUGGCACCGUUUUCUUGCAAAUAAAGGUGAUUUGAAAACA
Molecule: messenger RNA, 4738 nt
Organism: Leptinotarsa decemlineata (Colorado potato beetle)
Lineage: Eukaryota; Metazoa; Arthropoda; Insecta; Coleoptera; Chrysomelidae
Gene: BuGZ
Product: Bub3 interacting GLEBS and Zinc finger domain protein
Cellular component (GO): nucleus
Molecular function (GO): DNA binding
Source: RefSeq, a predicted model, not a curated record